CAUAUAUAUAGCCUCUCCGUUUACCAGCAGAAAAAAAUAUACACAUACUCAUUACUCGAAUCCCAUUAACAGCUCGCACACACUCUCACCUUCUUUUACUUCUUAUUCAAAUCUUUUUCAAUAUGAACAACUACACUGGCUAUACUACCACCAAUUUUGAUUAUGCCAUGGAAUCCGGUAUUCAUGCAGACAACGAACGAUUGACAGAUCCAGCAUUCCACGACGCCCAGCGUACGAUUGACCGUGAGCAAGCACGGGAUAUCAUGUUCUGGCUUCGUGAUGGUGUUCCCACUGCCAUGAAUAUGUUUCAGGAAACUAUGAGAACCGCAACACUGGCAACAGGCGACCAUCCACCCGAGCCCACCAUCUUCAUUGAAGAUGACAACUACUUGUCCGUGCAGUAUCGUCCAACACGAGCUAUUGUCAGUCUGUCCAGCCUCCAGAUUGCUGCCCAGGAUCUCCUCGUUAAAUGUCGUGUGCAAUUGGAGGAGCACGUGUUGCGAGGAUAUCGUUUGCCUGUCCCUUUUACCUCCACCAGUUGCAACAUCGUCGACCAACAAGCUAGUGAAGAUCCAUCUGUUGAUUUUUUCACUGCCUCGGGUAACCCUACUGCUGAUCCUGCCUACCUCACUGCUUUAAUGUUCCACUUGGCUACCCAGUAUUCGGACGAGUUCAUCUCCCAUGUCGCACCCAACAGUACUCUAGUUUGGAAGCUCGACAGCCUCUAUCGGUGGCUAAACCAAGCGCGAAAAUUAAUCAUGAUGAUUAUGGUCCUUGUCCAUAUUACCAGUGGCCAGCCAGCACGCGGUGAGGAACUCGCAGCCACCACCAUCCGAUGUACUGCCCUUGGAGCCAAGCGUGGCAUGUACUGGUACCGCGGCAAGAUCAUGCUUGUCCAAUACUACUACAAGCGCCGUUCUCGAGGAACUGCCGACCGAUACAUUGCUCGUUUUCUUACAAGAGAAUUGAGUGAUAUUUUGCUGCACUAUCUUGUCUUGGUUCGCCCAUUUGAACGCGUUUUCGGAAACGCACAGUGGUGACAGUGCUGAUGCCGGCGUCGCAAACUACCAGAACUUUCUCUUCGUCGCCAACGGCAACGUUGUCACGAGCAGAGAUUUGAGC
Zychaea mexicana is the source of this 1122-nucleotide messenger RNA. RefSeq lists its product as uncharacterized. NCBI's taxonomy places the organism in Eukaryota, Fungi, Mucoromycota, Mucoromycetes, Mucorales, Lichtheimiaceae. Bases 123 to 1040 code for a protein of 305 amino acids. The transcript is spliced from 3 exons. The record is from RefSeq and is a predicted model, not a curated record.